This is a messenger RNA of Dichomitus squalens LYAD-421 SS1, 1088 nucleotides long. RefSeq lists its product as uncharacterized. The record is from RefSeq and is a predicted model, not a curated record. Lineage: Eukaryota; Fungi; Basidiomycota; Agaricomycetes; Polyporales; Polyporaceae. The annotation marks the transcript as partial. The transcript has 2 exons.
GCGGAUUCCUGCAUGCAUCCAAAUUGUCUCAUUCUAGAGACUCCGCGCGCGUGCUCUGCUCCUCCACAUGUCUUCGAUGUCGCAACUCGAUUCGCUCAGAGAUAAUCCCCUAGGCAGAGCUCGGGCAUCCCCCCAAGGCUUUCUGGCCCCAUCCGAUUCCUGGGGGCGUCCGCCAGAGCUGGGAUGAGCCCUUCCAUCGUCGUGCCCCCCAGGCCCCAGCGGCCGGCCCAGCAUGUUCAUGCGCAAGCUUUGGGUCUCUCGGCGAGCUCGAACUUCUCGAGUUGGACGCCCGGGGUCGGCGCUCAGGGCAGCGGCCCAGCGAACGCAAGCCUCGCCUCGAAGGACAAAGGGAAGGGCAAGGAGCAGGAUGCACCAGCCAUCUCAAACCUGGUGGUGGCGAAGCCGAGCCCGAAGGUCGCGGGCUGGACGGAGUUUACGACGACCUGGCGGAUCUGCUCCGUGACGUCGUGCGGGAACGUCCUCGACGACGACUGGCCGUCCAAGCGGUGCCAGCCGUGCAGGGAGGCGGAGGCGGCCGCACGGACGAAGGCGGGCGCCCGCCGCCGCGUCCAGGGCGCAGUGCAGGGCGUACGGUGCGCGUCGUGCUGCGUCUGCAACGUCCCCGUCCUCGCGGGCGGGGCCGCCUCGCCAGACAGCGCCGAGCCGCCCCUCUGUGUCCCCUGCCGCGAGCGCAGGGCCGCGCUCGUGGACGCAUCAUUCCAGCUCCCGCCGCUCGCCCAAAAGCCGCAGCGGACCCAGCGGCAGCACCCACCACCCCUCGAGAUCGUCAUGCAGGACGCGGCCCCGAGGCAGAAACGCAAACUCAGCUGCAGCACCGGCACCAACGCGCUCGGGCGUCGCCCGCCCCCUUUUGCCCACGUCUCCCAUCCAGCCCCCCAUCCCCCUCCGCCGAUGUCGACCGUGCACCCCGCCCCCGGGGACGCACGCCCUCUCUUUCCCCAGCCCCCGCCCCCGCAUCCGCCUCAGCCACAGGGCUCGUUCGCGCCGAUGCCGAUCGCCCCCACCGCACAUGCAUACAGCCACAGCCGCGCGACCGCCAGUAGCGGCAGGCCGCGCAUCCCCGCCCC